UCCGCUUUAAAAGCGGAGUCGCUGGAGCGAGUCGCUGUGGCGAUGCCGAGCCCCAGAUCUGCCUCCAGUAACAGCCGGCCUGAUCUCUGCUGCACAGUCCGCAGUGUAGGCGCCCUCAUCACAGUGGACUACUUCACCUGCGGAGUAGACAAACAUAAAACCGACGAAUUGGAUUUGAACUCGCGUUGUUUCCUAUGUGACAGCCGGCAAACGGAACUUUACGCAGGGAAACAGCAGGUGAGUCUGACGGAUAAUUCACCUCGCUGAAUUUGAAACCGGUUUGUAUUCUCCUCCCAACUCCACUUGUUGAUGGGGCACUAACAGGCUAUCCCAGCAGCCCCACCGCGGUCAUAUAGCCUACUUAUGCGUAAAUUGGACAAAACCCCGUCCGACGGCAGGGCCGAGGAAGUUUUACAUGGUCGUGCUUUGUGGCAGAUGGUGGUGAUGUUUGGCGACCGGUAACAAGUCGCGACAUCAGAUCGAAUUACACAGGCUGCCACCGGGGUUAGGUGCGGCAUGGGGAACCAGAUGGACAAGCUGUCACAUUUAAGUUACGCGGAAGUUCCCACAGUAGACCCGAACGGCGUGGACACGGAGGAAGGUCCACGCAUCGGCGUCUCCUACAUAUUUUCUAACGACGACGACGAGCUGGAGGAUGGCUGCGCGGUCGAUGGCACCGAAAAGGACCCGAAUCAGGAAGAGCAACAAUACGACCAGCGCGACGAGGUGGAGUGCGCCGUCUACAACCGAGAUGAAUGCAUUUACGAGAAGAGCGUCAAGUCCGCCAACCUGGAGGUUUACUCCCCGGAGAAUCUACUAAACAAAUGUAAAGCAGGGGACCUUGUUGAGUUUGUUGCUACCGGCCAGUUCCCGCACUGGGCUGUGUACGUGGGGGACUUCCAAGUGGUGCACCUGCACAGAGCCGAGGUGAAAAACAGUUUUUUGACAGAUGCAAGUCAAGGGAGGAGGUGUAGGGUUGUGAACGACUUGUACAAAUUCAAAUCUCUGGGUCCGGACAUGGUGGUGCAGAACGCGAUGGAGCAAGUGGGCUUAAAGGACCGAGAGCUGAGCUGGAGGAACUCCGAGUGCUUUGCCGCCUGGUGCAGGUUUGGCAAGAGGGAGUUCAAGAUGGGUGGGGAGAUACGGAUAGGCAAGCAGCCCUACAGGUUGAAACUAAUCAUGUCCGAGAAACAUUCGCACAUGUUAGAGUUUCAGAGUUUGGAGGACAUGAUCAUGGAGAAAAGGAGGAACGAUCACCUGGGCAGGACAGCCGUGUUGCAGGAGCUGGCCACUCACUUCAGCAGCGUGGAGAAGAUCAAAACUCACCCAGACAGAGCUGCUCGCUGAACACAAGGCGGAUUAUUUCUGCCUUUUGAGGGAGAUUCUCACACCAGCACAUGUUGGAGAAAAUGUUGUAGCGCUUGUGUUACAUUGAUCAAAGAUCAAGUAAAGAAUGACUCAUUGUCUCUUUUGACCCUUCUGUCAUGUUGUUUUACUUGCAUGCAUAAUAAUAAGAAUUUCCUCAAUUUCUGUUAAAUCAACUAAUACUGACAACAGUAUGUGAUGUGUUUUAAAAUGCU
Molecule: messenger RNA, 1580 nt
Organism: Etheostoma spectabile (orangethroat darter)
Lineage: Eukaryota; Metazoa; Chordata; Actinopteri; Perciformes; Percidae
Gene: lratd2a
Product: LRAT domain containing 2a
Exons: 2
Coding region: 517-1347 (276 amino acids)
Source: RefSeq, a predicted model, not a curated record